AUGCCUUACCAUUAUUAUGCUGGCUGGCUCCCGAAAGAUCCCGCCGACCUUAGGAAGUGGCUGCAGGUUGAACUCAGGAAGAAUCGUUUGCGGUAUGGUCAAGACCCAGAGACGGGAGCUGUCACACCUGAGAAGGCAAGGCAGAUCUAUGCAAGUUUAGCCGAACCCGUCCAGCGGCUUCAAGACUACAUCGAACGAGUCCCUGAAGUUUACAUGUGGUUCCACCAGAUGUUUGACCAGGUCCCUAGCAGUGACGACCUGAAGAUCACUGAUUACCGGGAAAUAAUGUGGUUGAUCAAUAGAUAUAUUGGCGAGGCACCGAGCUUUUCGUCGGGCCCCAGUGGCUACGUCAGCGGCGUUAUGAUCUAUGGUAUUCUGGCACCAUUCUGUAACACGGUUGCCGGUUUCUCCGCCUUCGUCGAUAAAGGGGUCAACGAAUGUUUCAAACAAAUCUUCCUGACAUGGCAGGCCUACCUCGUUACGUCGGCUUCUGCCAGCGAUGAGGCUGCUGGUGGUGCCUUCCGGAACGUCUACGUCUGCGACCCGGAUGCGGAAUAUUGGGGCUUCAGUUCCUUUGACGAUUUCUUCACCCGAGCUUUCCAAGACGACGUUCGCCCUGUCAUGAACCCUGAUGACCUGAACAUCGUGACCGCAUCAUGUGAAUGUGCCGUAGACAAAUUUACAUAUCAGGUCAAGAAGUCGGACACAUUCUGGAUCAAGGGUACUCCGUACUCUUUGGAGUACAUGCUCAACCAUGACUCCCGGGUGGAUGACUUCGUUGGCGGUACAGUUUUCCAAGGCAUCCUCAGUUCCCUCAACUAUCAUCGCUGGCACAGUCCCGUCAGUGGUACUGUCGUAUCCGCGUCCGUCGUUGAAGGGACGUACUAUGCUGCUCGACUUGACAAUGAUACCGAUCCGGAUGUCGUUUCACGAAGCGAUGACUUCAUUUCCAACAUCGCGACUCGCGCUAUCAUCUUCAUUCAGGCGGAUAGUGAUGAUAUAGGUUUGAUGUGCUUCAUAGGCGUGGGGCUAGGAGAGGUUUCAACAUGCCAAAUUGAUGACGGUCUGGAGGGCACACAUGUGGACAAGGGAGAUCAAAUUGGAAUGUUCAGGUUCGGAGGGUCGUCUCACUGCCUCGUUUUCGGUCCGCAAGCACAGGUGAAUGCGUUUGUGGAGGCUGGCGAUAAUGUGAAGCUCAAUACAGCGAUUCUUGGAGUGACGAGUUCAACGAGUGGCUAA
This is a messenger RNA of Pisolithus orientalis, 1239 nucleotides long. RefSeq names its product phosphatidylserine decarboxylase-domain-containing protein. The coding region runs from base 1 to 1239 and encodes 412 amino acids. The record is from RefSeq and is a predicted model, not a curated record. Gene Ontology annotation, molecular function: phosphatidylserine decarboxylase activity. Lineage: Eukaryota; Fungi; Basidiomycota; Agaricomycetes; Boletales; Pisolithaceae. Gene Ontology annotation, cellular component: mitochondrion. Gene Ontology annotation, biological process: phosphatidylethanolamine biosynthetic process. The transcript has 3 exons.